GUCAGACCACCAGACGACCAGUAGAGACGGAGCUUAGAGGAGAGUCAGGUCGGCCACUCUGGGCCAUCUCUGUCUGUUACUACUGACUCCCGUUGAUGCAGUUACAGAAUACAUAAAAUUGUCAAGCGGAUCGAGGCUCGUGAUUGCAAAACGAAGGAGCAACCCAAUAGCAACUCGUCAGUAAAACGAACAGACAGACAAAUGACUCCAACUUUGGGAUGGGCCGAUUACACGGUGAUGGGAGUGAUGUUGAUAAUCAGCGCUGGAAUUGGAAUUUAUUACAGAUUUACAGGCGGUCGUCAGAAAACCACGCAGGAAUACUUCACUGCUAAUGGAUCGAUGAGCAUAAUACCAGUGGGCAUCGCUCUCAUGGCCUCGUUCAUGUCGGCCGUCACUCUCCUCGGCGUUUCCGCCGAGAAUUACACCUACGGUACUCAAUUUGUCGUCAUCAACGUAUCCUACGGGAUCGGGACUCCGAUAGCUGCCUAUGGAUUCCUUCCCGUAUUUUUCAAACUACAAGCCACAAGUGCCUACGAGUACCUUGAAAAACGUUUCGGAAUCGGUGCCCGACUGUUUGCCAGCUUCGUCUACUGGAUCCAGCUGCUCUUGUACACAGGAGUCGUCCUGUACGCUCCGUCGUUGGCGCUCGAAGCAACCACCGGCAUCUCGAAAACCUGGAGCAUUAUCACCAUUGGACUGGUUUGCGCCUUCUACUCGAGUAUCGGCGGCAUUAAGGCCGUCCUAAUCACCGACGUAUUCCAGAGCAUCCUGAUGUUCGUCGCUGUGUUCGUUGUCAUCGGCAUUGCGGUCGGUGACGUUGGCAGCUUGUCCGAGAUCUGGAGGAUCGCCGAAGAGGGGGGUCGAAUAGAGUUUGAUAGCAUAUCGCCGGAUCCCACGGUGCGGCACACCUGGUGGAGUCUCAUAAUCGGCGGUCUCUUCACUUUCCUGUCUCUCUACGGUGUGAACCAGGUUCAAGUUCAGCGCAUGUUGACCGUUAAGAGCUUGAAGGCUGCGCAAGCGGCUCUGUGGCUGAACUGGCCAAUUCUGAUGUUCCUUUCCUUCAGCACCAGCUUCUCUGGUCUGGCGAUAUAUAGCAGAUACUACAACUGUGAUCCCAUAAAACAGGGGAGAAUCAAAAAUAUUGAUAUGCUGAUGCCCCUUUACGUCAUGGACACGAUGUCCCACGUGCCUGGCCUGCCUGGGCUUUACGUUGCAGGGAUAUUCAGCGCCGGGUUGAGCACCGUAUCCGCAGCUCUGAACUCCCUGGCCGCGGUAACAUUGGAGGACUACAUAAAACCAGCCUACAAGCGAUGUUACAGCGCCGAUUUCCCUCUCGCCAGGUCAACUUUGUUCGGAAAAUUGCUAGCCUUCACCUUCGGCAUCAUUUGCAUCGCUCUGGCAUUUUUGGCUCAGUUUUUGGGCGGUAUUUUGCAGGCUAGCUUGACGAUAUUCGGGGUGGUUGGAGGUCCUUUGCUCGGCAUGUUCACCCUCGGAAUGUUCACCGAAUCGGCGACCCAGCGAGGCGCUAUAACCGGGACUCUUGUGGCCUUGGUUUUCUGCCUGUGGAUUGGAUUCGGCCAGCCUCGUCCAGGCGCUCCAAGAUUAUCGACAACGGAUGCGGGCUGCAAUGCAACUUACCCGGGAAUCUUGAAUGCCACAAUUACUGAGGCACCGACAACGUUAGCGACCUGGACCAACGCCACCACCGAGGACGAUCCGGCCAGCUACUUCUAUCUCUACCGAAUCUCGCACAUGUGGUACAGUGCCAUUGGCUUCCUGGUGACUUUCCUCGUCGGGUGGCUCGUCAGCAACGUCGAGCGGAUCGUCAUGAAGGAAGAACAACCGGAGUUGGAUCCGGAUCUCUUUAUUCCUUGGUUAGCGGGUCGCAUAAGGAAGCGACGAUUGCGGUUUUUACCGUCAUUCGACAAGCUGGCUCUUGAGCCGCGCAGCGUCACUUCGAAGUACACUUUUCACGAGGACAAAUCAGAGUCGCCGAUCCCAAGAAGCACGGAGUUUUAGUUAGAAAUUAAUCGGUGACUCCAUCAGAGGCCGGUCCUCGAGGAUGCACUAAAUUUCACGUCUUCCAGUUUUGAGAGAUAGAUUUAAGUAUACGGUGUGCUGAUAUAAUAUUCGAGCAUUUGUCGAUUCAACUCGAUUAUCUGUUCUUAAUAAUUAUUCAUUCUAUGCAUCUUACGUACGUACAAAAAUAUGUCAGGGUUUAGAAAAAUUUACACGUAUUUUAUAUCUGCUGAUGUAGUUUUGAAUAUAACGUAAUUUGAGUUAUUGCAAAGUGUACUUAAAUACUACUGGAACAAUUAUGGUUUUUUCCCUACGAAUUGAGAUUUUAGAGACUUGUAAAAUUGGACUAGAUCCAAACAAAGGCGAGCAUGUGGAGUGAUUUUUCAAUGCACGAAAACAUGUUACGUAGUAUGAAUUAGAGACCUGUACUUUUGAUUACAAUUAAUUAUAUUGCUUCCAACGAAGGGUAAACGACUCGGUCAUUUUACUUAGUGUUCAAAUAUUAUAAUUGCAUAGGUAUGAUACGGGCUGUGAUUGGCGUGUGUGAUUGUGAAUAUUAUCAAUUAUAUGAUAAUAAUUUAAAUGUCUGUUAACUAUAAGAAUCAGGUUAUAAUAUCAGGUAAAUAUGAAUUUAUACCGAUUAUAUUAAUGUUUUGUAACGCAAUCAGCGAAAAUAAGGUGUCAAAAUUUUUAAGGUA
Molecule: messenger RNA, 2717 nt
Organism: Neodiprion fabricii
Lineage: Eukaryota; Metazoa; Arthropoda; Insecta; Hymenoptera; Diprionidae
Product: putative sodium-dependent multivitamin transporter
Exons: 9
Coding region: 202-2019 (605 amino acids)
Biological process (GO): sodium ion transport; transmembrane transport
Cellular component (GO): membrane
Molecular function (GO): symporter activity
Source: RefSeq, a predicted model, not a curated record